This is a messenger RNA of Staurois parvus, 452 nucleotides long. Lineage: Eukaryota; Metazoa; Chordata; Amphibia; Anura; Ranidae. The record is from the annotation of a GenBank genome assembly.
AUCUGCGCACAGCACAUGUGCUCUCAACUCCUUUUAAGCAUAGAGUACCUGGUGAUCAAACAAAAACUAUAUUGCCAAAAGUAUUGGGACAGCCCUCCAAAUCAUUGGAUUCAGGUGUUCCAAUCACCUCCAUGGCCACAGGUGUAUAAAAUCAAGCACCUAGGCAUGCAGACUGCAUCUACAAAACAUUUGAGAAAGAAUGGGUUGCUCUCAGGAGCUCAGUGAAUUCAAGCAUAGUACCGUGAUAGGUUGCCACCUGUGUAAUAAGUCCAUCCGUGAAAUUUCAUUGCUACUAAAUAUUCCACAGUCAACUGUUAGUAGUAUUAAAACAAAGUGGAAGCAACUGAGAACAACAGCAACUCAGCCAUGAAAUGGUAGGCCAUGUAAAAUGACAGAGCAGGGGUCAGCGCAUGCUGAAGCACACAGUGCGCAGAAGUUGCCAACUGUCUGCA